CCCGCCCCCAGCGCGCCGGAAGUGGAGUGCGGCGCCGCGCCGCACGCUGUCAGUCUCUGUAGCUCGUAGCCCGCGCGAUCGCGGGACUUCUCCAGGCAGCGCGGGCGUCUCCGGGCCCCUCGGGCUCCGCGGUCCGGAGGGCACCAUGGACAACAAGGAGUUAAUCGAAUACUUUAAGUCUCAGAUGAAAGAAGAUCCUGACACGGCCUCAGCAGUGGCUGCCAUACGGACUUUACUGGAGUUCUUGAAGCGAGACAAAGGGGAGACAAUCCAGGGCCUGAGAGCGAAUCUCACCAGCGCCAUAGAAACCCUCUGUGGCGUGGACUCCUCGGUGGCCGUGUCCUCGGGCGGGGAGCUCUUCCUGCGCUUCAUCAGCCUCGCCUCCCUUGAGUACUCCGAUUACUCCAAAUGUAAGAAGAUCAUGAUCGAGCGGGGAGAGCUUUUCCUCCGGAGAAUAUCACUGUCGAGAAAUAAAAUUGCAGAUCUGUGCCAUACUUUCAUCAAAGACGGGGCGAGAAUAUUAACUCACGCCUACUCCAGAGUGGUCCUCAGGGUCUUGGAAGCAGCUGUGGUGGCCAAGAAGCGUUUCAGUGUGUACAUCACAGAGUCACAGCCUGACUUAUCAGGUAAGAAAAUGGCCAAAGCCCUCUGCCACCUCAACGUCCCUGUCACAGUGGUCCUGGAUGCUGCUGUUGGCUAUAUCAUGGAGAAAGUGGAUCUUGUCAUAGUUGGUGCUGAAGGAGUCGUUGAAAACGGAGGCAUCAUCAACAAGAUUGGAACCAACCAAAUGGCUGUGUGCGCCAAAGCACAGAACAAGCCCUUCUACGUGGUUGCAGAAAGUUUCAAGUUUGUGCGGCUCUUCCCACUAAACCAACAAGAUGUCCCAGAUAAAUUUAAGUAUAAGGCCGCUACCCUGAAGUCUGCGCACACUGGACAGGAUCUCAAAGAGGAGCACCCGUGGGUCGACUACACCUCCCCGUCCUUAAUCACACUGCUGUUCACAGACCUGGGCGUGCUCACGCCCUCAGCUGUCAGCGACGAACUCAUCAAGCUGUACCUGUAAGCGCCGGCCCGCCCCUGCCCCCGCCACGGACAGCCGAGGCAGGCGGGCAGAGUGAGUAGCCUCUCGGGCCCAUGUGAGCCAGUCCAAGACUGAAUUUCUUUCUCUAAAUCAAGAUGAAUGGACUAAGGACUUAAAUUCCUAAGUCUUGGAGAAAUUUUUAUUCAUUUCCGUCCUAUUUAAGUAUGUUCAUGGUUCCUCAAAAACUCAAAUUAUGCUGACGGUUUCCAGACACUUCCAUUCAUUUCCUGUUUCCAGAAAUACAGGUUAGAUUAUUGGCUACUUAACCGAUGAAAGACGUGCCUAAGUCCCCUCCCUCCAUCUUCUCUGCUCUCCAGACUGAAUUUGCCAAAAGCUUCAAAGAGAUGCAGGCCUAAAAAAGCAGGUGCUCCUGACUGCAGCCGGCUGCCCCUUCCUCACUGGCCAGCAGCUGCCCGGGACACGCAAUACAUGUGGCGCCUUGUAAGAAAGGCAGAAAACACUCACUCCCUUGGCCUCGGGCUUCCAGUGAACACGAGCCAGGGGCCACCAUCCCCCGGCUGGCAUCAAGCCGAGUGGAGUGGAAACCACCCACAGAGCCCCAAGAGGGCAGAAGCGGCAGUUAGCGGGAGUAUCCACAUGGCUUGCCAGUUAAGACGCCUUCCAGAACAUUUGUUACAUUAAAUUCUGCAUCUGCAAAUGAUGUGAAUUUUAACAGGUUUGGGACCUGAGCAACUUUUAAAAAUUGUACUUGGGAACAAAUUCAGCAUCUUUUCAAAUAAAUUGCAUGAGACUUUGAUACGGUGUUACAUUGGGACUGAGCGCUGCCCCAAGCCCCACUGUUGGCCACAGUGGUGAAGGCACCUUGUAGCCACAUUUACACACUUAAGAUACAGCUGGUGAGAAGAAAAUACAGUUUAUUCAACAGAGGCGUAAUAAUUUUCUUUCCCAGGGUAUGACCCACUUCCUCAGUUUUUUAGACACCCCCCCCCCCCGCCCCAAAACAGUACUAGGGACUUUUCUAAGGAAAGAAACACGCCAGCAGCAUUAGCCGCCCUAUGCAGGUGCUCAGUGCAUCAGAGACCUGAAGUCCAGGGGUCAGACACCCAGGGAGGUACGGUGCCUGCGAACACGAAGGAACCUUAAACAGCCUACAAUCGAGUCUACUUCAGUAUCUGCGUGUUAA
Molecule: messenger RNA, 2225 nt
Organism: Pteropus alecto (black flying fox)
Lineage: Eukaryota; Metazoa; Chordata; Mammalia; Chiroptera; Pteropodidae
Gene: EIF2B1
Product: eukaryotic translation initiation factor 2B subunit alpha
Exons: 9
Coding region: 146-1063 (305 amino acids)
Biological process (GO): translational initiation
Cellular component (GO): eukaryotic translation initiation factor 2B complex
Molecular function (GO): guanyl-nucleotide exchange factor activity; translation initiation factor activity
Source: RefSeq, a predicted model, not a curated record